CAAGCCUGGAGAAUGUCAACAAACGUCUCGUGCUCUAGCACUCGAUUACGUAUGGAAACUCAGGGUGAAAUAUUACGCCAAAUUGGAUACACAUCGAAGUGAGUUUAAAAUGAAUAGUAUCGGCGAGAAUUGUACCGAGUUGAAGAAGAAAUAUGACACCUGUUUUAAUCAGUGGUUUUCCGAACGGUUUCUUAAAGGGGACACCGACGAUUCGGUGUGCGCUCCGCUGUUUAAAGUGUACCAGCAAUGUGUGAAGGAUGCCAUGAAGGCCCAACGUAUAGAUUUUAAGGACAUUGAAAGUGACCACUUGGGUUCGGAUCAAGAACAAAAAGUUCCUCCGAAGAAAGGAAGCUGACUGUAACGAAGCCGACAGGGCUACACAAGCAUUUCCAUUGGUCAUUAAAUGAAUCAAUGUGAGCACCAAUGUCUAGUCUACUCAAAGUGUUACUAUGGUAAAAACUAUCCUAAUUUGGUUGCUAAGCUUAAAGUUUACUGAUUUGAACGAAGAGUAACCAGUGCAUCAUUUAGAGUUAUUCGAGAAAGUGUGAACAUAAGUGAACCCCAUAGAAAUGAAUGAAUAAAGUUUUAGUUGUGUAAAUGUU
Molecule: messenger RNA, 602 nt
Organism: Toxorhynchites rutilus septentrionalis
Lineage: Eukaryota; Metazoa; Arthropoda; Insecta; Diptera; Culicidae
Product: TP53-regulated inhibitor of apoptosis 1-like
Exons: 2
Coding region: 110-355 (81 amino acids)
Source: RefSeq, a predicted model, not a curated record